Messenger RNA from Fusarium oxysporum Fo47, 1931 nucleotides. Its product is annotated as fructose-2,6-bisphosphatase. Gene Ontology annotation, cellular component: cytosol. The transcript is spliced from 4 exons. Lineage: Eukaryota; Fungi; Ascomycota; Sordariomycetes; Hypocreales; Nectriaceae. The record is from RefSeq and is a predicted model, not a curated record. Bases 431 to 1759 code for a protein of 442 amino acids. Gene Ontology annotation, biological process: fructose metabolic process; fructose 2,6-bisphosphate metabolic process. Gene Ontology annotation, molecular function: fructose-2,6-bisphosphate 2-phosphatase activity; ATP binding; 6-phosphofructo-2-kinase activity.
GGCCACUCAAUUAGGAUCAAUUCGGCGUAUCAUUGACGUGAAUCUACUCCGUUGGGAAGGAACAUACCAUCCAUCUACGUGCCGUGCCCUCCUCAUCUGAUCUCAACUGGCUGGCUACCUUCGGAUCCAGUCGUCGGAAAGAACUCACCCAGCUCCUUCGUUUCUCCUCACUCACCCUCUGGUCUACCUCGGCUCACACGACCACUAACAUUCUGACUCCUACAUUCUAUCACUCGUCUUCGAUUAGACUACCGUCAUUCCAAUCUCAUCCUCUUCUUUGUUUGAUGCCUCUGCAGUAUUGGAGCUUCAUCAGAUUUGAUCAGUGCCUGGCUCUCUUUUGUGAACCUUGAUUGCUCUGCUCAGUAGCAGUCGCAUUCAAUUUUACCGCCCAACCAACUUACAUCCCAUUUGUCGCAAAUCAUCAGCCACGAUGCCUUCUCGAACUAACGGUGUCGGCGUUCAGGCCGAAGAUACCAGGAUCUGCGUGGUCAUGGUUGGUCUACCAGCCCGAGGCAAGAGUUAUAUUGCCCAAAGAGCCCAGCGAUAUCUUCAGUGGCUCUCCAUCCCUGCUCAGACUUUCAACGUUGGCAACUACCGCCGCAAUGAUGCACCACAACCCACGGCCGACUUUUUCGAUAUCAACAAUCCGGAAGGAGAACGCACCCGCCGUGCUGCCGCUGAGGCUGCUGUUGCCGACAUGCUCGCCUGGUUCCGGUCUGGCGGCAUUGUUGGUAUUCUUGAUGCUACCAAUUCUACUCUGGAACGCCGUAAAUGGGUCCUGGAGGUCUGCAACGAAAACGGCAUCGAGGUUCUCUUUGUCGAGAGCAAGUGUGACGACGAAGAGCUUAUCAUGGCCAAUAUCCGAGACGUCAAGACUACCAGCCCGGACUACCGUGGACAGGACCCUGAGACUGCCGCCCUCGAUUUCCGUAACCGCAUUCGCAACUACGAAAAGGUGUACUGCACCAUUGACGCUGAUGGCAAAGAGUCUCACCUGACUUACCUCAAGAUCAUGGAUGUGGGUAAGCAAGUCAUUAUCAGCCGUAUCCGAGAUUAUCUCCAAAGUCGCAUUGUGUACUAUCUCAUGAAUCUGCACAUCCGUCCUCGUUCAGUUUGGCUAUCAAGACACGGUGAAUCCUUGUAUAACAUUGACGGAAGAAUUGGCGGUGAUACGCUUCUCUCUCCUCGUGGUGAACAAUAUGCCAGAAAACUUCCUGAGCUUGUCCGAAAAUCAGUUGGUGACGAUCGACCACUCACAGUAUGGACCUCAACUUUGCGACGUACUAUUGCUACUUCUCGUUUCCUUCCACAGCACUAUAAUCAACUCCAGUGGAAGGCGCUCGAUGAGCUUGACUCAGGAGUAUGUGAUGGCUUGACCUACCAGGAGAUCAAGGACCGAUAUCCCGAGGACUUUGCCGCCCGUGAUGAAGACAAGUACAACUACCGAUAUCGUGGCGGAGAGUCGUAUCGCGACGUUGUUAUCCGCCUUGAACCCAUCAUCAUGGAAUUGGAGCGAAGUGAAGAUAUUCUUAUCGUCACCCACCAAGCUGUGCUACGAUGCAUAUAUGCAUACUUCAUGAAGAAGGACCAGUCUAAGAGCCCUUGGAUGAACGUGCCCCUACAUACCUUGAUCAAACUUACCCCAGGAGCCUACGGUACCGAGGAAGUCCGCUAUGAGGCCAAUAUUCCUGCUGUCAGCACCUGGAGAGGCAAGGGUAGCACCGCUAAGCACGAGAACCCAGCCCCUGGUGUCAUGUAAUACGAUAGACAACAUUGUCAAGUUUCACAAGGGUCCUACGACCUGUGCUUGAGUAUACGGCGAACAUGCGCCCGGUGGAUGACUGUUACGAUUUGAAAUGAGCUUGCAUAUGGAACAGAUUUAGGGGUAUGACGACACGGGAAAGCAUUUUUGAGGGGCAUUCUAUGACUAU